Penicillium atrosanguineum is the source of this 390-nucleotide messenger RNA. Its product is annotated as putative histone h1.3. The coding region runs from base 1 to 390 and encodes 129 amino acids. NCBI's taxonomy places the organism in Eukaryota, Fungi, Ascomycota, Eurotiomycetes, Eurotiales, Aspergillaceae. The transcript has 2 exons. The record is from RefSeq and is a predicted model, not a curated record.
AUGGUUACCCAAAAGGCCAGCCCGGCUGCUACAGGCUUCAUGGGACUUAGCGAAUCCCAGAAUCGUCUCAUGCUUCUCGCCACUCUCUGCGAGUCCACCGGUCACGUCGACUAUGAGGAGCUCGCUACCUUGGCCGGCAUUACGAAGGCCAGCGCUCGCACCAUGUACCCAAAGGCUAGGAAGAAGCUUGCUGCGUUCCACGCCGCUACCAUUUCUGCUGCUAGCGCUAAUAGUACUAUUGGUGCCGCCCCCGAUGCCCCCAUCCUGGCCAAGAAGUCCGCCGCGCCGCGCCGAUACAAGAAGCGUAUGGCUGCCAAUGAGACUGCUGCUGAUGAGGACCUGCCCGACACACAGUAUGACGCCGACAACGCUGAGCCCGGCGAGGCAUAA